Messenger RNA from Oppiella nova, 1647 nucleotides. The record is from the annotation of a GenBank genome assembly. Lineage: Eukaryota; Metazoa; Arthropoda; Arachnida; Sarcoptiformes; Oppiidae.
GUCCCACUGUUUUGUUAAUUAUAUAUACAUAAUAAUCGCGUGUAUUAUAGUUAAUUGCAAGCUAUAAUUUUAUUAGCAAUACACAAUACAAUGUUUUACAUGGUAAUAUUUGGCGUAUUGUUCAUUGUGACAUACAUUUAUUUAUAUAAAUCUCGCGGUUACGACUACUGGAGCAAACAAGGCAUACCGGGUCCCACACCUGUCCCUGUAUUUGGCAAUUAUUUCACGGCAUUCCUGACACCAAACCCUCUGAGAGAACGUAAUUUCUGUCAGAAAUAUGGCAAUAUAUUCGGUCAUUUUCUGGGUACCAUACCCGUGCUCAACAUCGCCGAUCCUGAACUGAUCAAGGCGAUUUGGGUUAAAGACUUUCACCUGUUCACCAAUCGUACCAAAGUGUGGACCCCUAACAGCCCCCUAACCGCCCGGAAUCUCAACCACUUGUGUGGGGACGACUGGAAACGUGUUCGCUCUAUAGUAUCGCCGGUGUUUACGUCGGGAAAGAUGCGACAAAUGUACCCUCAAAUCAGGGACUGUUUAUCCGAUUUUACCGCUACAUUAGACUCCCUGGCCGGUGGGCACCUUGAUGCUCAAGAUUGGUGUAGUAGAUUGGGGGACAAUUUGUUUUUUAAGUUAGCUAGGCAGAAGUUUAGUUUCAACGUGUGGAAUGAGUUGGCCGUGCUCAUUUUGCCAAAAUUUCUCCAAAAGUGGUUUAGGACAAGGGAUAGGGAGUCGGAUGAGUAUUUUUUGGAUACUGUCAGACAUAUUGUGGCGGAAAGGCGUCUGAAACCCGGUGCUAAAUAUAAUGAUUUUAUUCAACUGCUUAUGGAUUCCGAGAUUAGGGACAGUGAUGGCGAUGAUGGUGGUGCUGGUAAUGACACGGAUAUAAAUGUUGAGCAUAUAAAUAAAGGAACGAAGGAACUGGAUAUCGAUCGAAAGGUAUUCAACAUAAACAUCAAGGAUAAAAAAUUGACCGAGGACGAGAUCAUAGCGCAGGGCUACCUAUUUCUAUUGGGCGGGUAUUUGGCAACGGCUACGAUACUCGCAUUUUCGGCCUACGAGUUGGCCCUCAACCCAGACAUUCAACAGAGACUUUACGACGAGAUAAACGGUGCCAUCGAUUCAACCGCCGGUGACAUACCGUACGACGUGUUGACACGACUUCCCUAUUUGGAUGCCGUCGUGUCGGAAAUACUGCGCCGGUAUUCAAUGGUCCGGCCAUUGGCCAGAAUAGCCUCCGCUGACUACAAGUUAGGCGACACCGGGAUCACCAUUAAGGCGGCGGUACUAUCCGGAUCCAUGCCAUUGGCCAGAAUAGCCUCCACUGACUACAAGUUAGGCGACACCGGGAUCACCAUUAAGGCGGGUCAACAGGUGGAGCUGCUUAAUUUUGCCUUGCACCAUUCGGAGCGGUACUAUCCGGAUCCAUUUAAGUUUGACCCGGAUAGAUUUAUGCCGGAAAAUAGGCACCGGGUUAAUCCGUACGCGUAUAUGCCGUUUGGCGCCGGCCCUCGCAAUUGCAUUGGUAUGCGGUUCGGACUGUUGGUCGUGAAGUUAGGGUUGGCCCGUAUGGUAGGCGCGUAUCGAUUCUACCGGUGCCCGGAAACGGACGUUCCCGUCAACUAUCAGCGCUUUAUUCAUAUGAAUACU